Molecule: messenger RNA, 1048 nt
Organism: Setaria italica (foxtail millet)
Lineage: Eukaryota; Viridiplantae; Streptophyta; Magnoliopsida; Poales; Poaceae
Exons: 3
Coding region: 46-651 (201 amino acids)
Source: RefSeq, a predicted model, not a curated record
UAGCACAGCAGGCCUUUUCGUUUCUCUCCCCUUCCGCAAACCAAAAUGUUGGCGGCUCGCCGGCUCUCCGCCUCCACUUCUCCUCUCCUCCUCCGCCGCCUCUCUGUGCAGACACAUCCCACGGCGCUACCGCCGCCCCCCCCACCGGAGGCGACCGAGUCGGGGCCGGGAGCGUGGGCCCGCCGCGUGGCGGCGCUCUCGCUGCUGGGGCUGACCGGUGCCGUCGCAGCCAGCGCCGUCAGCGACCUCUCUAUCUUUCUCUCCUGCUCCAGCCAGGCAAUAGAAAAGGCCACCCAGAACCAGCAGAUAGUGAAUGCCAUUGGCAAGCCGAUCGUGCGGGGCCCCUGGUAUAGCGCUUCCAUUGCUGUGAACCACGCGAGGCAUUCUGUCUCCUGCACAUUCCCAGUGUCUGCGCCCCAAGGAAGUGGGCUUCUGAAGUUCAAGGCUGUUCGUUUGGGAGAUGAAUCUUGGUAUUCAUUUCUACAGCCCAGUGACUGGGAGAUACUCAUAAUGGAUGCCAUCCUUGAUAUCCAUACUGAAGAUGGGAAGCACCGGACGAUGAGGGUAACCAUUCCAGACAACACCCCUGCUCCACCGCCAGCAGACUGCACUGCGUGCAAGUCCCAUACGGCUCCAUCUGCGGAGAAGUGAAUUCAUUUAGAUAUGAUUUAUUCAUCUGAAUAUGGCUACCAUGGAGUGAUUUGUUCCACAAUCCCCGGCGAACCUGGAGGAAAUAAGUGCCAUUUUUUUUGUCCAAGAAGGUGCAGAUCGAUAUUGAGAAAAAGUGAGAAUUCUUUAGUGAUAUAUUGGAAAUCCAUACGUAUGGGAUAGGAUAAAUUAGGCAAAAAUUUGUCAUUCUGCCCGCGGCCGACCAUACUCUGAACAGUCUCAAACAGCUAAGAUUUGCUUUUAGGACCCCUUGCUAGCAAUACAGCAUGACCGAAGACUUUAGGUUGCUAGCAGGAAAAGUUACUCGGCUAGGUUUGUGAUUUGUGUUAUUCUCGUUACAAUACCUGCUGAUUAGGACCACAUAAUUAUGUUUUUGUUA